ACUGCUGUGUGAAGGUUUAUUAUUUUUCUAGUUGAAUUGAAAAUUGAAAUGUGAAAUGGUGGCUUGUCAAAUUGUCAGCACGUAUCUAGGGCGGGGAGGUUUCUGUAAACUACGUAUUUAAUUAUUUUAGUGUGGACAAAAUUACAUAUUUCGCGUGUUUUAAUUUGUAAACUUUUGUGUUUUCGGAAAAACUCAUAGAUCUUUGUGUUCGUGUAGUUGAAAGUGCUUAAUAAAUUAGUGUACUUACAGUUAAAGGUGUAUCAUGUCUCAAGGAUAGUAUACGAAUAAGAAGAAUGAAAAUGAAACAGAGUAGCAUGCGGUCGGCAUCGUUAAAUCAAGAUAUUAAAAUGAUGAAAACUGUAAAUAAAAAUCCUCCAGUUUCGAAAAAGAAAAAAUCUUCCAAACUUAACCCUCCCAUGCGAGAUACUAUUUCUGAAACUAUUUCUUUUGUUAUCAAAGGAAAACUUACACCAAUCAAACCUAUUUUAUUACGAAAAGAAAUUGAUUUAAUAAAUAGCAAAUGUAAAGCAAAAAGUCAAAAAACUGUUAAAAAAACAAACCGGAAAGCUACAAAAAUUAAAAAAAUUAAAGAAGAACCUCUUAGGAUAAAAUCAAAAGUUCAAACGAAAACUGCCAAAAAUACAAGUGCCCAGAAUAUUUUUAAAAAUAAAUCUGAUACGGUUGUAGUAAAUUUAGUUACACAAUCGCCAAAAGCAAAUUCGAAACAUUCAAAACUAGAAUCAAAAAUAAUUAAUAAAAGGCCUAAGGCGAAAGAAGAGAAACCAAAGAAAGAUAAAAAAAAUGCACCGGCGGAUAAAACAUUAAAAACAAAAACCGUACCCAAGUUAACCAAAAAACAAUAUAAUAAGAAAAAGAUAGAUAAAUCUUUAGAAAACAAAACAGUCAUUGAUGAAGAUGAAAUUAAGAAACAACAAACUAUUGAAAAAUUGUUAAAAGAAGUUAACGAAGAAAUUAAAUCCAAAAAAAUAAAACCCUCCAAGCACAAAAGUAGUAAAACAAAGAAAAAAAAUGUACUGGGUCAAAAUAAAGUAAAGAAAAUUAAUGAUUCAGAUGAGUUAACUCUGACUAACCAAGAUCCUAUGUUACAAAAAGAUAUUAAAUCAGAAUUGAUAGAAUCCAUAGAGGUUCCAAAAAGUAGCGUUCUACCGACCAAUGACAUAAUUUUAGAAAGUAACGCUAUAAAAAAAGAACCAGAAUCUAAUGAAAAAAAGGAUGAGGAGCAGUUGUCACCAUCAAAUAAAAGGUACAGAAAACUGAAAACUAAACCUAAAAUAACUAUGAUGAAAAAAAGAAUACUGUCGAAAAACAAAAAUAAAGUAGACAAACCGAUCUGCAAGACGAAACUUUUUAAGUUUUGGAAUGGUCCUAAAAGGCAUAGAGUGGCAUCUUUAAAUGCUUUAGCAAAAGUGCAUUGCCUUUAUGAAAACGAAACUAAAGGAAAUAUAUUGGAUAUAGUCGACGAAUCGUCUAAACUACCAUAUUCUUUAAAAAGGGAUACAAAAAAUAAAAAUACUAAAAACGAAACCCUUUCUGUUAAGGAUGUGGAUAAUAGGGAUAGUUCUCCUACGCCUACAAGGAUAUUGAGAUCAGUUCCUGGUCUAAGAGCCGUAGGAAAACAUUGGGAUAUGCACGAUACUUCAAGUUCAGACGAAGAAGAUUUCAUUAAAUUUGCAAAUUUACCGGUCAAAGUAGUUAAAAAAGAAAAAUUAACUCAACCAAAAUUAAAAUUAAAAGAUGAUGUACCUACAGAGAAAAAAAGAAAACCUAGUGAGAUAGUCAUGGAUCUUAAAGAUAUGGUUGUUAGUAAAAGAAUGGCUAGUCUAAAUGCUAGUGCUAUAUUGGCAGCUAGUUAUUCCGUUGAAAAAAGAUCGAAUAAAUCAAAAGAUAGUAAUGAUGAUACAUCAUCUUGUGCAAGUAAUUCAUCCGAAGAAUAUUUUGCGGCUUUAAGUAAAGAUAUUAAAGAGGAAGAGGUUGAUGAAACGAAAGAAAACGAUAAAUUAGUUGAAGUACAUACAACCCCAAAUAAAAACGUUGCUGUAAUUUUAAACCAAGAUACAGACGUUACAAUAACUGGAGUCUACGUAAACAGUACGACUAGAUCUACUCACCAUGAGGGUUACUGUAGCAUCGCAGGAAUGCAGUACAGAAUUUCAGCUACGAGUCACACACAAACCGCUGCUACAGCUGUCGCCACGGAAACUCUUCUGCAGUCUUCUUCUAGCAGUGGCCCCGAUAAUAGUAAUAGUGAUUCAAUGCCUUCUUCUAAAUCGUAUACUCCUCUGGAUGCAUUGUCAAAUAUGCAACCACCACCAGGACCUGGUAUCCAACACAAUCAUCCAGUUUUGCACGGGCAACAGCAACACAUGGGGCCUCCUCAACAUGUUCUUCCAUUACCUCCACACCAGUUGUCACCAGGUCUUCGUCAUGGUUGUUCAAGUGCGUUUUCAUCCCCAAAUUCGAGUCAAAAUUACCAAAUACCAUCAGGGCAUAAUCCACCUAUCCAAGGAGAAGGAGGAUUUGUUCACGAAUGUGCCUGUCAAAUAUCAAGGUAUCAACUGUGAUGUACGAAUGGCUCUUAAAUGUCAAAAUGUUUAAAAAGGACCCCGCACUUUUAACAUUGAUUUUGGGUACUGACAGAAUUUGUUCAAAUUUUAGUAUGUUAUUUUUUAGGUCAUUACCGGCAACUUUCUUAUGGACCUCAAGUUUGCAGCUCUACAGGGUGAGCUGUUAGAAGGAGUCAAAAGUGUGAAAUAUAGAAUUAAUAUUUUCAUAUAUAUCUCUACUACUCUUAAGUAAUUCAUGUUUUUUCCAUGAAACUUAUGGUACCUCUUACACUUGUAUAUAUUUUUUUAAUACCUUCUGGUAUUUUGUAAAAAGCGUUCAAAAAAUUAGAAAUAGUAGUUACUUAAAUAAGGUG
Messenger RNA from Psylliodes chrysocephalus, 2938 nucleotides. Lineage: Eukaryota; Metazoa; Arthropoda; Insecta; Coleoptera; Chrysomelidae. The record is from the annotation of a GenBank genome assembly.